Molecule: messenger RNA, 4183 nt
Organism: Plectropomus leopardus (leopard coralgrouper)
Lineage: Eukaryota; Metazoa; Chordata; Actinopteri; Perciformes; Serranidae
Gene: tent5d
Product: terminal nucleotidyltransferase 5D
Biological process (GO): mRNA stabilization
Molecular function (GO): poly(A) RNA polymerase activity; RNA binding
Source: RefSeq, a predicted model, not a curated record
CUGAAAGUCCUUUCUGUUGCUUCUGAAUUUAUCUCCGAUUUUAAACUUUUAUUCUGAAUACGGAAACACAUGGAGCUGACACACACACAUAUUACAUUACACCAGUUAAGGCGCCAGCACCACAUCACAUACAACUUCCCAAUCAUACACACACACACAACCACACACACACACAUACGCUCCCCAGUCAUAACUGAAUGACGGCAGGUCGCUAUGGAAACUGCGUUACGCUCCGGGCGGCCGGAGGAGAAAACAAGAGCGCGAGGACUCAUUUCAGUCUUCAUUUCAGCACCACGCGAGCUCCUGGACAGCGCCCGAAUGAGCUCGCGCACAGAUUGGAGCCUCACAUGCCUUGUAAGGGACAGAGCCGCAUCAGCACACAGCCUAACCGGAGUGGGUAGGGACUUGAAAAGAAAAACAAACCCACGUACACGACACACAGACUCUCCGGACCUGAAGCUCGGUGGAUACUCAAGGUUUAAUUGUACAGUCGAGUCCGGAGCCAGUCGCUCCCUCCAACGCCACAGCAACAGGGCAGCAGCAUGUCUGAAACCAAACCCAAUCAGCGGUUCCACAGCCUGAACACUGAGCAGGUGGAGGUUCUCCAUCAGGUUUUGUCAGAGGUGGUUCCCAUCCACGGCCGCGGGAACUUUCCCACGCUGGAGCUGCGUCCCCGAGAUAUCAUCAUAGCUGUGCGGGCCAGGCUGCAGAGGCAGGGGAUCACGGUGAGAGAUGUUCGUCUGAACGGCUCCACGGCCAGCCACGUCCUCGUCCGAGACAACGGAAGCAGCUACAAGGACCUGGACAUCAUCUUUGGAGUGGAGUUGCCAAGUCAGGAGGAGUUCCAGGUGAUCAAAGAGUCAGUGCUGGGCUGCUUGCUGGACUGCCUACCCGCUGGAGUCAACAGGGAGCGGAUCAGCAGCGCCACGAUGAAGGAGGCCUACGUCCAGAAAAUGGUCAAGGUCUUCAACGAACAUGACCGCUGGAGCCUCAUCUCACUGUCAAACAACAGCGGCAAAAACCUGGAGCUCAAGUUUGUGAGCACGCUGAGGCGGCAGUUUGAGUUCAGCGUCGACUCCUUCCAGAUCAUUCUGGAUCGUCUUCUGGAGUCCUAUAUGCAGCAGGAGUCACAGCACAAAAGUGUUGAUAUUAAGGACCAACCCACAGAGAAUCAGAAUAAAGACUCUGUGCUCGAACAGGCUGCUGCUGCAGAGAUGGAGAAGUCCUCUGGUAGGGAAUUAUCCAGCAAAGAGGGGGCUCAGAUUAGCCAGACACAAAAGACAGAUGAAGUGCACGAAAAAGAGUCCCAGACAGAACUCUCACAACAAACUGAACAUUCAAACCAGACAAAACACUCCAAAGUUGAAAAGGACAACAAAGAGAAAACGCAUGUGGAGCUGAAACAAGAACACAGAGAAACCGUAGAUGAGACAGACUUCUCUGACCCCCGAAAUGUUUUGUCAGAAAAGACAGUAACCUCUGAGGAGGCCGAACCCCCAACUCAGAUCGAACUGAGACAAGAGCCAGAAUUCUCAGACGAGACCAAAUGCUCGACAAAGAUAGAAGCGUCAGAGCAAACCCAGCCCUGUGAUGACCAACAACCAGCACAUUCAAAUCACAAGAAACUCUGUGAACAAUCCAACCACAAAAAAAACCCUGAGGGACAGAACGUGCUCACGGAGCAGAUAGACCAGUCCAAGCCGCCGAAAACCUCAAACAAAACCCAGGCAGCGUCUCCAAACCUGUCAGAAGCAUGUCACAGUGCAGGCUCCUCCGAGUGUGUCAGUGAGGAUCAGAGGAGUAAAGAGAAAGAUAAAAUGCAGCAUGUGACUGCUCCAGACUCUAGCACACCUUCACAUGCAAAGAUCGAGACACAGUUAGCAGAUGAAAGAAAAGUGGGGAUAGGUGAGCAGGCGGGGGGAAAAAACGAGACAGAAACGAGUGAAAUGACAGAAGAGGUUUUAGCAUCAGAAGCAAAAAACAUAGACGACACACAGGGUAUCGAUUGUUCCUGCUCCACCUCUUCCAUAUCCCUUACACUUCACAACACAGAGCCCGCUGGCACACAGGACAUUCACAGCACACAAACUCAGAACACACUUGAUGCCGUCAGCCCUCCAGAUACUCAGGAUAUUUUACCUGCACCACCCAGCCUUGUUUUUGACAAAAAGACCUCCUCUUCUCCGACAUGUAAGGCCUCAGAGAGACUUUCUCACAUGGUGGUGCUCAAACACUCCUCGCCCAAACCCCCUCGGAGGAUGUGUAGGAAGGUAGCCCCCAAUCCUUACCCCAGUCCAGUCUCUGAAAGUGAGUCUGUCACAGCGCCCUGUAUAGAUCCAAACCCUUGCCCUUGCGAGCCUGAGGUAGAUUUGAACCCAAAUCCAACAGCUCCCUCUUCAGACCCUACAACUACCCCAACAACUUGUAUCACUGCUAAAACAAGCCCUGAACCCAACCUCGCGUCAAACUCAGACCUUACCUUGGCUCCCGAUCCAGCCCCCAACAUAAUGUCCACCUCUGCUGUGUCUGAUUUACCUCAAGAGCCAUCACCCCCUCAGCUAAUCACAGACAGUCCAUGUGGGACAAGUUUUCACAGCCUGAAAGAGACUCCAUCUACACACAUGGUUUGGGAUGAGCAUAGCCCGACUGAAACUGUCUCUGCACCCAAACAAUCAGAGCCUCUCGACUCAGUGGAUGUGUUAGUUUCACACACUGACUCAUCCAACACCCCUGAACUUGUACAUACCUCAGAAGUUGAGCUCAGUGAUGACGAAGAAAAAGAAUUACGGACCAAAAAGAUGGACUUGAAUCAGCCAAAUGGCAGCACGCAAGAGACCACACUUAGUUCGUCCUCCUCUUCCCACUGUGUCACCCCUCCUGUUUCCUGUCUCACCCCUCCUGUGCUCAGUCUUUCCCCUCCCUGCCUCACUCCCUCACCCCCCAGUCUCAGCCCUCCGCCAUGUCUCACCCCUCCCUCUCACUGCCUCUCAUCUCCAAUGCUGAGCACAAUCAGCCCCACCACCAGCUUUAGCUCUCCACCCCUGAGUUUCAGCCCUACCUCGUCCUGCCUCAGCUCACCUCCUUACCUCACCCCUCCUAUGCUUAGCCUCAGCCCUCCUCCACUCUGUCUCAGCCCCCCUUCCCCCUGCCUCAGUCCACCCCUCCUUUGCCUCACUCCGCCGGUGGAGUCAGAAGACCUUGUACCUCAGGUAUCUUCAGACAUGGAGCCUUUGAUACUGAACACAGGCAGCAAGGAACAGAUUAAAGAGUCCUCCCCUCAGCCAGGAAUCCCUCUCCUACAGUUGGAGGAUAAAAAGGAGCAAGAUUAUAUCUCGCCAUCGCCUCGGGUUGCAGAGCCUGUCUCUUUUCCGAUCACAAUCCCGAGCUCCACCUCACAUGUGCUGCCUCGCUCUCAGUCUGAAGGCCCAGGGGAAUCGGCCCCUCCAAAAGUCGAUGAGGCAUCCAGCUCUGUGCCUGAGAACAAAGAGGCCCCUAAGGUAACUGCAGACAUGCCUGAACAGAGUGGCGCUCCUCAGGCAUCUGGCUCAGUCCCUGCUGUCGAGGUCCUGGCAGAGAGCAUGUACGGUGACUUUGAGGCAGCAAUGGACCACCUGCGCUACCGCCUAAUCGCCACCAGGAACCCCGAGGAGAUCCGAGGCGGCGGCUUGCUGAAGUACAGCAACCUGUUGGUCAGGGACUACCGACCGGCCAGCGAGACUCAGAUAAAGACACUGGAGCGCUACAUGUGCUCACGCUUUUUCAUCGAUUUCCCUGACGUGCAGGAGCAGCAGAGGAAGAUCCUGUCCUACUUGAAGAACCACUUCAUCGGUGAGGAGAGGAGCAAGUACCAGUACCUGAUGACACUGCGUCGCGUGGUCGACGACAGCACUGUGUGUCUGAUGGGACACGAGAGGCGUCAGACCCUGAACAUGAUCACAGUGCUGGCACUUAGGGUUCUGGGAGAGCAGAACAUUAUCCCCAACACAGACCAUGUGACGUGCUUCUACCAGCCGGCCCCGUACCUCGCUGAUCACAGCGGCCCCUAUUUAGCAGAACCCAGCUACUGCAGCUACUACAUACCCCAGGGGGGAUCAACUCUGCUUUACCAACCGUACCCCUUACACCUGCACACACAGACUGGACUAGUGUAAAACACACGCACACGGAAUUACACAAAAAUACA